Molecule: messenger RNA, 2754 nt
Organism: Abrus precatorius (Indian licorice)
Lineage: Eukaryota; Viridiplantae; Streptophyta; Magnoliopsida; Fabales; Fabaceae
Product: DDT domain-containing protein DDB_G0282237-like
Exons: 11
Coding region: 174-2309 (711 amino acids)
Source: RefSeq, a predicted model, not a curated record
ACUUUCCCACACAUAAGGAGGGAGAGAAAGAGAAAACGUGAGAAACUUCUUCGCUUGGAACUCAGAAUAUACAAAACGAAGACACAACACAACUCUCGCCUCUCGUUUCAAACAUUCACCAACUUCUUCACUGGUGCAUGUCUCUGUUUGACAAGAGCUGAGGUUCUUUCUCAAUGCCUAUUUUAAGUAGAAAGCCUUUUGCCUUGGCUGAGCCUCCUGAGGAUUUGAAGCUGGAAGAGCAUGUUUAUCAAAUUCGUUUUACAAAAGAAAUAUUCCGAGAAUAUCAUGAUUAUUUGAAACGUUUGAAUCUAUACCGCCAGAGGAUUUGGAUGUGUAAAGUCACUAGAAAAAAUGGCUUGACUUAUGAAGAGGCUUUGGUUUCUGAACAACGUGCCAAUGAGAAAGUUCAACAGUUUCCUAAAGAAUUAAUGACUUCUGCUUUAAGGAUUAUUCAGUACAGUAUGCUCCCUUUGAAGGAUCUAGCUGAUUCCAUUGCUGAAAAGUUGCAGGAAUGUUUGUUUGUGGGUGCUGAACUAUAUGGGAAAAAGGAUGAUGGAGUAUGUCCAUGCAAAAUAUUAAAAGUCAUCAAGAAAGGAGUUGGUAAAGUCUGUUAUGAGGUAGCCUGGCUCGACAAAAACAAGAAUAUAAGUGAAAAAGAGGAAGUUCGUGCAGAAGAUUUGGUGCAAAAGAAACCACUUCUUAGUAGAAAUAUUUUGAAGUCUUUUAUUCGGGAAUCUACAUAUCGGAAUGCCCCUUGGGUUUUACAUGAUGAACUGGCAAAAAAUCAUGGAAUAUCAACUGAUGUUCCUGAGGUGUUAAGAGGAAGGUUUUUUUUCAAAGAUGGACUUGUAGUUUGCUCCAAGAAAAGGAAAAAUGAGGAAUCAACGAAGGAUACUGAUAACUUUAAAAGGAAGAAAUUGGAUGGUGUGCAAAUCAAUCAUUCUGCCCAAGAAAAAGAAAAUGGCCUAUACAUGGAAGAACCAAUCAAAUACCCCAUUGAUGAUCUAUUGGUGAAGCCUAGUCCAGAUGAUCCUGUUUUCACUGAUCGGCCUUCUCCAUCAAGAGACUUUAAUGUUCCAAUGUGUUGUGUAGGGGAUCUUUUAAUGGUUUGGGAAUUUUGUUCUUCUUUUAGCAAACUGUUGCACCUGUGGCCCUACUCUCUAGAAGAUUUUGAAAAUGCUAUCUGCCAUAAGGAUAGCAAUGUGGUUCUCCUAGUGGAAUCUCAUGCAGCACUUUUUCGAAUUCUCAUGAAAGAUGACAAUGAAUACUCUUCAGCUGUAAAGAAACGAAAGUUGAAGUCGAAGAUUACAUUGAUUAAUUGGACAGAAUAUUUAUGUGAUUUUCUAGAAAUGAUCAAUGUUCCUGAGCUACAGAACUAUGAAGCAACUAUAAAAAGGGGACAUUAUGGUCUUGUAGAUGCCAAUGUGAAAUUAGAAAUCUUAGGUGAAUUGGUCAAUCGAGCCCUUGGAACUGCAAUUUUCAGGGAAAAGUUGGACGAGUUUAUUGAACAGCGGCAGGCACUUGGGGCCACUAGAAGGGAAGAGGCAUUGGAAGAUGGUAGGAGGAGAAGAGAAAAAAAGGAGAGGUUAAAAGCUGAGUCCAAAAGCAAUGGAUUUGAGGAUGGGCAUCUGAACAAUGCCAAUGUCUUAACAAACAAUGAUCAUGGGAUACAAAAUGGAGACAUGGAUAAGAAAAGAAAUGUAGAGAUAGAAUUGUCCAAGCAAAACAAUCCAUUAGAUAGAAGUGGGAUCAAGCAUUCAAAUCCUGCUUCAAAAAAGUCACCCAAGAAGCUGAAUUCAGAGCUGAAAGAACCAACAGAAAAUGGAAAAGAAUUAUCCAGAAAGGAAUUACUAAAACAGUUGAAGGGUGACAAGGAUCCAUCAGAGAAGAAUAAUAAAGAACAGAGGAGAGAAUAUUUUGAACGAGAGAUGGAGAAACGAUUUAUUCGUAGAAGUCCAUUAGGUAAGGACAGAGAUUACAAUAGGUAUUGGUGGUUCCGUCGUGAUGGGAGAAUAUUUGUUGAAAGCUGUGACUUCAAGGAGUGGGGAUACUACAGCAGCAAGGAAGAGCUUGAUGCAUUGAUGGGUUCACUGAAUUGCAAGGGUGAACGGGAAAGGGCACUGCGAAAGCAACUGGAAAAAUAUUAUAGUAGAAUAUGCUCAGAACUCCAGAAAAGAUCGAAGGACUUGAUGCACAAGAUUGCAAUGGAUGAGUCUGUGCUUCGAAGAUCUACUCGAGUUCGAGCUCCUCCUAGGCAGAACCCUGCCAAUGCUUUCCUCAGAUACGUUAACAAGUGGAAAGAAGAGUAGUAGGUGGUGCAAGGGAGAAACACGGUAUAAGUUAACCUUCACACUGGUUAAUCCUGGAACUUUCAAGUUGAGAGUUGAUACACAGCCUUGACAGUAAUAGGGAUUAAUUUUACGUUCCAUUUUUGGAUGAUGGACAAGCAUGUGUGUAUGCUUGUUUCUGAAAUUUUGUACAUGACAUAUACAAUUCUUCAAUAAUAGCAGAAAACUGGUAAAAGAGUAGGACUUUUACUCCCUCUUCUUUUAUUGAUGAACAUGGUAGUAAGGAUAAGUUAUUGCUGUACUAUAAAUAACAUAAUUUGGAGUUGGGAUUUCAAAUGACUGGUAGAGGAUUACUGAGAUGAUUGCUUCUAGUGUCUGAGUUUUCUUUACAUAGAAGCAACUCACCGGAAUCUCUUAAGGGAAUCUCUUUGGGAAGGAAUGGCCACUGGUCGAGACCAUGGUUGUC